AUCUAUUAUUUAUCGUUAACUAAUGUAAAUAAACAAUUGGAGAAAUAAAUUAUAAUUGUAAGAGGAAACUUGAACUAAUAUAUGAGAACUUCUGAAACAAGUUGAUCCGAUUUUCGCCUCUAUGGUGAAUACAAGGCAUUCAUUUCGCAGAAAGUAGUUUGUCUACCUGCUUGUACCUACUUCACCAAUAGUAGACGGGCCCUUCAGUGUUCUGCCAGAUGGGGAGAUUUGCCUACCAAGCAAACUCCGCACAGCUGUGCGUAUCGACUUUCUCAUCUCGUGCUAGGAACUGAAAAAAAAAGAGACUCAGAAGCAACUCUGUCAUCUUGCAAAUAAUACUGGGAUUUCAGUUCAUCGUGCACAAUUUCUUCUAUAUUUCUAGAAAUAUAUUCUGGUAUUUUCAUCAACAAAACAUAAAAGUUAGUACAUUUUAAAUUCAUAGAAAUAUUGAAUUUGAAAAAUAUUGAAAAUUUUCAAAUGAACCCUGCAAUGGAACCUGAGAUAUUCAGUGUGGAGAAAAUCCUGAAGAAAAGAGACUACAAUGGAUUUGUGGAGUACUACUUGAAGUGGAAUGGAUAUGAUGAGAGCGAGAACACUUGGGAGCCAGAGUCAAACUUAAAUUGCCCAGAGUUAAUAAGAGAAUUUGAGCAGGAGGAAAAAUUAAGAGUUAAUAGAAUAGAAAGACUAUUACUAAACCGGACUGCUCAACAAUCUGGAUUCCAUAUUAACUUGGAAGCUGAAAAAAUCAUUGGUGUUACCAACAGUUUAGGCAAGUUAAAAUAUUUGAUGAAAUGGAAAGGAGUGGAAAAACCAGAGAUUGUUUCAUCAACUGAAGCUAACAAAUACUGCCCAGAGAUUGUGAUACAGUUCUAUGAAAGCAUCCUCACCUGGACGAAACCUAACAGUACUAAGUAAAAUUCAUAACAAAAUAAAAAAAAUCGUGUUCCUAAAAUAACUAAAUACGUAAGCAAAAUGUUAAAA
This is a messenger RNA of Nicrophorus vespilloides, 981 nucleotides long. Its product is annotated as chromobox protein homolog 3-like. NCBI's taxonomy places the organism in Eukaryota, Metazoa, Arthropoda, Insecta, Coleoptera, Silphidae. Gene Ontology annotation, cellular component: nucleus; pericentric heterochromatin. The coding region runs from base 478 to 915 and encodes 145 amino acids. The transcript has 3 exons. Gene Ontology annotation, molecular function: chromatin binding. Gene Ontology annotation, biological process: chromatin organization; negative regulation of transcription by RNA polymerase II. The record is from RefSeq and is a predicted model, not a curated record.